AUGAAGAGCCCGCUGGACACACGAAAUUACCGUGCGCUGACCCUGGGCAAUGGCAUGAGGGUCCUUCUGGCAUCUGAUCCAGACGCAGUCACAGCUUCGAGCGCCCUAUCCGUCCACGUGGGCUUCUACUCGGAUCCCGAGGAUAUUCCCGGGCUCGCACACUUCUGCGAGCACAUGCUUUUUCUGGGUACCAAAGAGUACCCAGAGGAGAACUCCUUCGAAAGCUUUCUGGUUGCGAACUCUGGCAGCCAAAAUGCUUUCACAUCA
Messenger RNA from Symbiodinium necroappetens, 267 nucleotides. Lineage: Eukaryota; Dinophyceae; Suessiales; Symbiodiniaceae. The record is from the annotation of a GenBank genome assembly.